AUGGAGACCUAUUAACUGCUCUUCUUUGUGAGCUGUGGUUUUCAGAGGGGAAUGUUAAGAGGUAAAGACACUCAAGGACAAACAUUUUUGGCAGAGGUAAGAUCUUCAGUCACCAUACUUGACUUUGCCCUGGGGGAAGUGGAGGUUUCCAUGUUAAAUCCUAAAGCUUCUUCUGGGCCACAGUGUCUGACUCACACCUUCUGGUGUCUCCUGAUACACAGCACAGAUGAAAUGGCAAGUUCCCUGGCCUUUCUUCUGCUCAGCUUUCAUGUCUGCCUCCUCUUGGUCCAGCUGCUCACUCCUUGCUCAGCUCAGUUUGCUGUGCUUGGACCCCCUGGGCCCAUCCUGGCCAUGGUGGGUGAAGACGCUGAUCUGCCCUGUCACCUGGUCCCGACCAUGAGUGCAGAGACCAUGGAGCUGAGGUGGGUGAGUUCCAGCCUCAGGCAGGUGGUGAGCGUGUAUGCAGACGGAAAGGAAGUGGAAGACAGGCAGAGCGCAGAGUAUCGAGGGAGGACUUCGAUUCUGCGGGAUGGCAUCGCUGCAGGGAAGGCUGCUCUCCGAAUACACAACGUCACAGCCUCCGACAGCGGAAAGUACUUGUGUUAUUUCCAAGACGGUGACUUCUAUGAAAAAGCCCUGGUGGAGCUGAAGGUUGCAGCACUGGGUUCUGAUCUUCACAUUGACAUGAAGGGUUAUGAAGCUGGAGGGAUCCAUCUGGAGUGCAGGUCCGCUGGCUGGUACCCCCAGCCCCAAAUACAGUGGAGCGACACCAAGGGAGAGAACAUCCCGGCUGUGGAAGCACCUGUGGUUGCGGACAGAGCGGGUCUGUAUGCAGUAGCAGCAUCAGUGACCAUGAGAGGCAGCUCUGGGGAGCGAGUGUCCUGCAUCAUCAGAAAUUCCCUCCUCGGCCUGGAAAAGACAGCCAGCAUUUCCAUCGCGGACCCCUUCUUCAUGAGUGCCCAGGGCUGGAUCGCCGCGCUGGCCGGGACCCUGCCUGUCUUGCUGCUCCUUCUCGUGGUAGCCAGUUACUUCUUGUGGCAACAGCAGGGGAAAAAAAAGACUCUGUCCAGAAAGAAAGAGAGAGAGCAACAGUUGGGAGAAAUGGCAUGGAACACAAUGAAGCAAGAACAAAGCAAAACAGUGAAGCUCCAGGAGGAACUCAGGUGGAGAAGCAUCCAGUACACGGCUCAGAGAGAGAGCCCUUCGGCCUAUAAUGAAUGGAAAAUGGCCCUCUUCAAGCCUGCGGAUGUGAUUCUGGAUCCAGACACGGCAAACCCCAUCCUCCUUGUUUCUGAGGACCAGAGGAGUGUGCAGCGUGCUGAGGAGCGCCAGGAUCUUCCAGACAACCCCGAGAGAUUUGAUUGGCAUUUUUGUGUUCUCGGCUGUGGAAGCUUCAUGUCAGGGAGACAUUACUGGGAGGUGGAGGUGGGGGACCGGAAAGAGUGGCAUAUAGGUGUGUGUAGUAGGAACGUGCAGAGAAAAGGUUGGGUCAAAAUGACACCUGAGAACGGAUUCUGGACUAUGGGACUAACUGAUGGGAAUAAGUAUCGGACUCUGACUGAGCCCAGAACCAACCUGACACUUCGUGAGCGCCCUACGAAAGUGGGGGUCUUCCUGGAUUGUGAGACUGGAGAUGUCUCAUUCUACAAUGCCGUGGAUGGAUCGCAUAUUCACACUUUCCUGGACGUCUCCUUCUCUGAGCCUCUGUAUCCUGUUUUCAGAAUUUUGACCUUGGAGCCCACUGCCCUGACCAUUUGCCCAGCGCCAAAAGUAGAGAGUUCCCCGUAUCCCGACCUAAUUGCACCUGAUCAUCCUCUAGAGACACCAGUGGCCCCCAGCUUAGCUAACCAAAGUGGGGAGCCUCAGGCUGAAGAAACAUCCCUGCUUCACCCUGCCCAGCCUGGAGGUGACGCCUCCCCCUCCACAGCAACUAAGCAGAACCAUAAGCUGCAGACACACACUGAAGUACCUUACUGAUACUCAUUGAACUAUUCAUAUGAUAGUAGUUUGGGUUUGGUACCAACUUAUUGUCCCCUUAUACAGAUAAGGAAAUGGGGUGCAGAAAAGUGAAUUAGCUUUACAGAGUAGACAUGACUAGUGAACAACAGAGCUGGGAUCUGUUCAUCAAUGACUAACAUUAGUAGAGAAUUUUAAACAUUCUGAGUGCUGUGUUAUGAGCUUUGGUGGGUGUCACUCCUUUAAUCCUCACAGUACCCUGUCAGGUUGUCUCACUUUGUGAGUAUGGAAGCUGAGGCAGGGUGACAUUAAGUAACUUACGUAACUCAUAUGGUAAUUUGUGCAGUUGGGAGAUGUUCAGCCUCAGUUCCUGGCCAUUUGGCCAUUCUUUUCCAGCCUGAUUCUUCCCCCAUGGGCAGAACCCACCUGUAGCCCUGAGGUUCCCUUCCCAGGACAGCUCCAGGGUAGGGAUCAUUGUAGGUGGUUGUGGGGUUGACACCCCUGUUGACUCCUUCCCAGCUGAUGGUCAGAGCCUUAGACCCAGCACUCCUUGGAUUAGCUCUGCCAAGUGUCUUGGUUGAGAGAAUAACCUCACGGUACCCACAUGACACGUGACUUGGAAGGAGACUCAAGGCCACACUGAGUAAAUAAUGGUGCACAGAUGUGCCCACCCAACAACUGUGCUGAGUGAUCAUGCAGCCAGAGCCAGCAUUCCUGUACCCAGGGUUUCCAGGCAGAGCAAAUACCAUAAAGAUUCUCUGUGAUGCAGGAAGUUUGGAUCAAGGAAGCUAGAAUUACAGGGAUGAUGAUGAUGAUUAUGAUGAUGAUGAUAGACAAGAGUCUCUCUCACU
This is a messenger RNA of Saimiri boliviensis boliviensis (Bolivian squirrel monkey), 2807 nucleotides long. Lineage: Eukaryota; Metazoa; Chordata; Mammalia; Primates; Cebidae. The record is from RefSeq and is a predicted model, not a curated record.